Molecule: messenger RNA, 1176 nt
Organism: Ostreobium quekettii
Lineage: Eukaryota; Viridiplantae; Chlorophyta; Ulvophyceae; Bryopsidales; Ostreobiaceae
Source: the annotation of a GenBank genome assembly
AUGGCGGGCGAGGCGCGUAAGGCGGGCGGCAAGCCGGCGAGGCGGAGCAAGGACGGAGGGGACCAGGCGGACGCGCUCUACACCUCAGACGUGUUCCGAAUGUACUGCUACAAGGUGCUGCCUUGCACGAAGUCUUACAACCACAACUGGAAGGUGUGCCCGUUCGCGCACGAGGGCGAGAAGGCGCGCCGGCGGGACCCGCGCACCGUGCGCUACGUCGGCAUCGAGUGCCCGGACAGCAAGUCGGGCAGGUUGUGCCCCCGGGGGGAGGCGUGCCCCUUCGCGCACAACGUGUUCGAGUACUGGCUGCACCCCACCAGGUACCGCACCCAGCUUUGCAACGAGCCCGCCACCUGCCGCCGCAAAGUCUGCUUCUUCGCCCACAUGCUGCAGGAGCUGCGCAAGCCCUCGCUGGAGGAGUUCGUGAUGAUGCCGGCGGGCAGGGCGGCCGAUGAGAAGGGCGGCGGGGCCGGUGGGCCGCAGGUGGUGCGCGCGACGGGCGCCUCCGGCGCGCUGGAGGCUGCGGCCAAGGCGCAGGAGGCGCUCGCGCAGCAGCAGGCCAGCCUGAGGAUGGGGAUGCACGGCGGAAUGCAGCCGCCUUCGCCUUAUGAGAACCCCUUCGACCAGAGCCAGCAGGCUUUCCAGAUGGGCGACCCCUCCCUGGGCGGCGGCAUUGCGCCCACGCCCAUGGACGACGCCCUCAAGGACCUGGCCGCCUGGUUCGGCCAGCAGAACGGCGCGCCCUCCGCGCCCCCCGCGCUUCCCCGCGAGAACGGCCAGGCCAUCCGCCUCCUCACGAUGCUCCAGGAGCUGAUCAAGACCCAGCAGCAGCAGCAGCAGGGCGGCGAGGCAUGCACCCCCAACAGCGGCAGCAGCGGCUCGAGGGGCUCGCCGUCGCUGCCGCAGCAGUUCCCAUCCGGCCUGCUGUCCAGGUUGUCGAUGGAUGGGCUGACAUCGGCGCUGCAGGGCCAACUGAGCCUGGGGGCCAACACGCACGUGCCGCAGCACUGGGUGCAGGCGACGGCCCCAUCGCAGGCAGAGACCCCGCCAGCCAGGCCGGCAUGCAUGCACGUCCAGGCGCUGCCCGAGCGCCAGGGCCUGCUGUGGGGCCACGGCAGGCCAGAGCUGAGGAAGCGCCUGUCGCUGGACAGCCACCAUGGGGGGCGGCAGUUCUGA